Molecule: messenger RNA, 2400 nt
Organism: Lotus japonicus
Lineage: Eukaryota; Viridiplantae; Streptophyta; Magnoliopsida; Fabales; Fabaceae
Product: arginyl-tRNA--protein transferase 2-like
Exons: 6
Coding region: 138-2027 (629 amino acids)
Biological process (GO): protein arginylation
Cellular component (GO): cytoplasm
Molecular function (GO): arginyl-tRNA--protein transferase activity
Source: RefSeq, a predicted model, not a curated record
AAAAUGAAAGAAAGAAGAAACCUCUGAUUCUGCUAGAACUAUAAUCGCCGCUGAAGAAAAACAGUGAUCGGUGUCGAUUGGAAUCUUCAUGUACGUCGUCGUUUUAGCCCCAAACCUUCACCUCCUCCUCUGAAGCUAUGGCGGGGAAGAACAAGAACGAAGCUAGCAGCAGCAGCAACACGCCGAAGGAGAGUGUCGUUGUCGAUUGGGGAAGGCGUCGAAGCUCUUGCGGCUAUUGCAGAUCCUCCCGUCACAACAGCAUCUCUCAUGGCAUGUGGGCACAUAGUGUUACAGUGGAUGACUAUCAAGCACUUCUUGAUAGGGGAUGGAGAAGAUCUGGAUGUUAUAUUUAUAAACCGGAGAUGGAAAGGACAUGUUGCCCAUCUUAUACAAUUCGCUUGAAAGCAAGUGAUUUUAUUCCUUCUAAGGAGCAACUUCGUGUGUCUAGACGAAUGCAAAGGUUUUUAGAUGGAACAUUGGAUGUUAAAAGAGCUGAUCUCAUGGAGGACUCUAGUACUUCAAAGAAGUCAGAAAGCUCUGUCCAUCAUAACUUCUCAAGACCCAUGUCAGAAGAAUCUCCUGGCAACCAAAAGGUCAAUGAGGUUGAAAAAUCAUUGGAGCAUUUAUCAGAUCAAAUUGAUAAUGUAGUACACAUGUUCAAUGAAAAAGGGGAAUUUCCCUCUGGUACUAAUUUGCCAAAAGCUUCAGUCAGAAAGGUUUCACAGGGUAAAAAAAAGUUACUGGUCAAUGGAUCAGAAGAUCUCUUAUAUAGUAGCAAUAUAGCCUUUCAAUUAGCAGCAUCCAUAAACAGAGCACGAGCAAGUGACAAGGAUGGAAAUGAUUCCAAGCCAUCCAGAGAUCGUGAAAAGGACAAUGCAUCGUCUCAUAAAGUUAUUGCAGAAAAGCUGGUAGCAUCUUUAAUUCCAUUCUUAGAAGAUUCUGGUCUGUCUAUCAGGGCUUGCAAUGGACAUGUCAAUUUUUAUGCUUCAAGUAAAAACGUUUCCCUGAAUGGAAGUGUCCAAAAUGCUGCAGUUCCUAUGAAGUCUGGAAUGAAGCGUGAUAUUGGAGGAAAUUGUUUGGUUAGUCCUGAAAAUUGUCAGGUAAAACGGCGAAAGUUUGAGAUACGUUUGAACAGGUCUAGUUUUGAUCCAAAAGAAUUUGCUUUGUAUGUAAGAUAUCAGCGACAAGUACAUAAUGAUAAACCACAAAAUCUCACAGAGACCUCGUAUCGGAGGUUUCUGGUUGAUACUCCAUUAUUGUAUACUCCUCCUACUGGCGAUAGCACAACGCCUCCUUGUGGCUUUGGCUCUUUCCAUCAACAGUAUCUAAUAGACGGUCAGUUAGUGGCCGUUGGUGUUAUAGAUAUCCUUCCCAACUGUUUGUCCAGUAAAUAUUUGUUUUGGGAUCCAGACUUUGCCUUUCUAUCACUAGGCAAGUACUCAGCACUUCAAGAAAUAGGUUGGGUGAAAGAUAACCAGGAGUAUUGUCCUAGUCUCCAGUACUAUUAUCUGGGCUACUAUAUUCACUCUUGCAACAAGAUGAGAUACAAAGCUGCAUAUCGCCCAUCAGAACUUUUAUGUCCUCUUCGAUAUCAGUGGAUUCCAUUUGACAUUGCAAGGCCUUUGCUUGACCGAAUGCCUUAUGCUGUCUUGUCAGAUUAUUCCGUUUUACAAAAUGGAGACUUGUCCCUACCUCAAGUUACUGAAGAUGUCAUGGGAAGGCAGCUUGAUGAUGUUGGUCAAGAAGAUGCAAAUGAUGUUCCAAUGUAUGAAGAUGAAGAGAUGGAUGAAUCUGAAGUGGAAAGCUCUGAUGAUGAACCUGACCUAGAAAAUACAUCAUCUGUUGAACCGGAAAAUGUUGAUGUCAGCAAAGUCUUGCUAGGGAUAAAGGGAUCUCGUGCGAGAUACAAGGAUCUGCGCAGUGUCUUCGGUGCUGAGCAGCAGAGAUACUUGGAAUCCCAGUUGCAGAAAUAUAGGAGGGUUGUGGGAACAGUGUUAUCUGAGCGAAUGGUGUAUUCUCUUGGUUAAUUUUGAUCUUGGCACUUGAAUUAAAUAACAUGCUACUACCAAUGUUCCCAGGGAAAAAGAAAAAAGAAAAGAUCCUCUGCAAGUAAAAUCAUGUAUUCUGCCGAUGGAUCUGCAUCUGGUCUCUGAUUAUCUCUAGCAAUGAUAUUGGCUGUAAGAAUUAUGUGAAUCCUAGAAGUUUAUUGUGGAUUGUGUUAUUGAACAUGUCUGGUUUGGUAGUCAAAUUUCUCAACAUUUGCAUGUAUGGAAUUGUAUGGCGUAUUCCUUUGCCAGCAUUAUUGUCUGGUAUGGUCAUUGCACCCUCAUUUCUUGAUGCUACUAUAUAUCACAUUAGAUCCUUUAUUAAUUAUUUAGACACUGAACUUGCAGUACAAAA